GCCCUUAUAAAGUGUGCCUGCGGCGCCCACCUCUCCUGGCCCUGUCCGGUCCUCAGCAGGCAGCUUGGUGCCCCUUAGGCCGCAUGGCACCGUCCCUGGAGCAGGCCUACCGGAGGCGCUGGUGGAUGGCGGGCACGGCCGUGGUGGAGAACCUCUUCUUCUCAGCCGUGCUGUUCGGCUGGGGGUCCCUGCUCAUCAUGCUCAAAGCCGAAGGCUUCUACUCGCACCUCUGUCCCGGUGAGAAUGGCACCAACGUGACGGAGGACAAGUCCCCGGGGGUGACCUGUGCCCAGCAAGAGGAGAUGCUGAACCUGGGUUUCACCACCGGCUCCUUUGUGCUCAGCGCCACCACCCUGCCCUUGGGCAUCCUCAUGGACCGCUUUGGUCCUCGCCCGUUGCGCUUGCUGGGCAGCUCCUGCUUCGCCAUCUCUUGGGCGCUGAUGGCCCUGGUCGCCCGGGACCCCCCAGUGCUGUCCCCAGUGACUUUUCUGGCGCUGUCCCUGAAUGGUUUCGGCGGGAUCUGCCUCACCUUCACCUCCCUCACCCUGCCCAACAUGUUCGGAAACCUGCGGUCCACUUUGAUGGCCCUGAUGAUUGGCUCCUACGCCUCUUCCGCCGUCACGUUCCCCAUUGUCAAGCUGAUCUAUGACGGGGGAAUAUCCUUUGUGGUCAUCAUGCUCACCUGGUCCGGCCUGGCCUGCCUCAUCGUCCUCAACUGUGCCCUUAACUGGCCCAAGGAGGCUUUCCCUUCCCCAGAGGAGGCCAACUACACGAAGAAGAUCAAGCUGAGUGGGUUGGCCCUGGAUCACAAGGUGACGGGAGACCGCUUCUACACGCACGUCACCACUGUGGGCCAGCGGCUGAGCCAGAAGGCCCCGAGCCUGGAGGAGGGCCGGGAGUUCUUCCCCUCAUCCCAGGAUGUGCGGGGCAACUUUCCCAAGGAUCCCGAGACGUCAGUCCCCUUUCGGAAGAGCCUGUGUUCCCCCAUCUUCCUGUGGAGCCUCGUUACCAUGGGCAUGACCCAGCUGCGGAUUAUAUUCUACCUGGCCGCCAUGACGAAGAUGCUGGAGUUCGUCGUCACCGGAGGCCCGGACCACGAGACCGAGGAGCUGAGAAAGCAGGCGGAUGAGACGGUCGGCUUCUACUCCUCCAUCUUCGGGGCCCUGCAGCUCCUCUGCCUCCUCACCUGCCCCCUCAUCGGCUACAUCAUGGACUGGCGCAUCGAGCAGUGUGUGGACGGACCUUCUGACGGCGGCGCCCCGGGAGACGGCAGCGCCGGGAUCGCCAAGAGGCCGGGCAAGCCGCGCCACCGGAAGAUCCAGAAGAUCACCAACGCCAUCCGGGCCUUCAUCCUCACCAACGUCCUGCUCGUCGGCUUCGGCAUCGCUUGCCUCGUCGGCAACCUGUACCUCCAGUUUCUGACGUUCAUCCUGCACACCAUGGUCCGGGGCUUCUUCCACUCCGCAUGCGGGGGACUCUACGCCGCCGUUUUUCCCUCCAAUCACUUCGGGACCCUGACGGGCCUGCAGUCCUUGUUCAGUGCCAUCUGCGCCCUCCUCCAGCACCCGCUCUUCAUGCUCAUGGUGGGACCCUUGCGGGGGGACGCCUUCAAGGUGAACCUGGGCCUGCUCCUGUUCUCGCUGCUGGGAUUCCUGCUCCCUUCCUACCUCAUCUACUACCGGUCGCGCCUCCGGAGAGAGAGCACCGCCUGGGAUGCCCCGCCGAAGGGGCCCGACGGCCAGGAGGCCUCCGCGUAGCGAGGAAGCCCGGCUGCCCGGCCAGCGGGAACGGACCCGCCUGCCUUUCCUACCUGAACGUGCGCACGGAACCGAGGGACGCGGAUUUAUAAAUACGACGAGAGGUUCUAUUUUUGUAGGGAUUUGCCCAAACUCUCCGUUGACCAAAAGCAAACGCAAGUACUUCCCGAGCCAGGGGCAAAGACGCCUCCCGGCCUUCCUCGCUCCCUCCAGGAAGCUGGGCCCGGGGCCACAUUUCGGGUGGCUGCGCGGCCCCGGAGUCGACGGGGCCCGUUUCCCGUGGAGCCUGCCUGCUAAGUGAUGCGAAGGCCGCAUCCUCCAGGAAGGGGAGAGCGGUCGGGGUCUUCCCUGCCCCCUGUGUGGAGCAGGAGGGGCUGGUUGGGGCAGAGGCUAUGCUCUGGGGGUGAGCGGUUUGGUGCCCUGAUUCCUGGGAGGGAGGGGGGCGGGUUCUCCCUCUCCCCUCAUGCUUUCGUCACUUAUCUUAGA
Molecule: messenger RNA, 2243 nt
Organism: Tachyglossus aculeatus (Australian echidna)
Lineage: Eukaryota; Metazoa; Chordata; Mammalia; Monotremata; Tachyglossidae
Gene: SLC43A1
Product: solute carrier family 43 member 1
Exons: 15
Coding region: 84-1757 (557 amino acids)
Biological process (GO): transmembrane transport; neutral amino acid transport
Molecular function (GO): L-amino acid transmembrane transporter activity; neutral L-amino acid transmembrane transporter activity
Source: RefSeq, a predicted model, not a curated record